Molecule: messenger RNA, 1902 nt
Organism: Oryzias latipes (Japanese medaka)
Lineage: Eukaryota; Metazoa; Chordata; Actinopteri; Beloniformes; Adrianichthyidae
Gene: lrrc3ca
Product: leucine rich repeat containing 3Ca
Molecular function (GO): protein binding
Source: RefSeq, a predicted model, not a curated record
GAAUAAAUGCACAGAAUCCAAUCAUAAUGGUCAGUAUUGACAUAAUCAUAGCAGACUGUUUGCACUAGACUCUGCCCCUUCGCGCUGCGGUAUUCCCUCCAUCGACGCGUGCGUAAAGUUCCGGUUAAACUAGUUGGUGCGCUAAUUAUCUCACACAUGAUCCCGGGUCAGAGGGGGACGGUCCAGCCCUCCCGCCGCCGCACUCCUCUGCUCGGGCAAAUGUUGCCUCGUUUUCUGGUUGCGUGGAAACUAAGAAGCUGCAGCUCCGGGGCGCAGGAGCGUUUCUCCUGCGGCGCAUGAUCGUGCACAAGUUAAACGGACGGCGAGGGGAUCUGAUGGGAGCGAAGCAGAUGCUCCUACGCUGCAGAAAACACACAGCCAGAAACAAAUGAUGGAAGGGAAAAGGAAAGCCGAGAGGAGGUUCUGCAGUAGCUGGAGAGAUUGAUGUGGACCUCAACCCUCAACUCAAACAGUCCUACUGAAGAAUGCUCAUUCUCCACAAUGCCCUUGCUUACAGACUGGCUACUGCGCCACUCAGUGGUCAUGUGUUUGCUGCUGCACAGUUUGGUCCUGCUGACCUUCUGCUUUCAUCAUGCUGCCACCACGUGCUCCAACCGGUGCUACUGCUCUGAGAGCGAGACCGGAGGAAAGACGGUGCGCUGCAGCAACCUUCAGCUCACAGAGAUCCCACUGGACAUCCCCAAUGACACACAACGCAUCUACUUGGACUUUAACCUUUUGACCUCGGUCCCAACGAACGCUUUUGGAGGUUUAUCCAACUUGAUUGAACUGGACAUAUCGCAUAAUGAAUUAACCCAGCUCGAGCCCGGUGCCUUCAGAGGCCUCGGCCCCUCGCUUCAGUUCCUAGACCUGUCCUCGAACAAGUUAGUUAACUUUAACCCCGAGGCCUUUGAUGGCCUACGGGCAUAUGCCAACCUAACGAACAAUCCAUGGCACUGUGACUGCAAUUUGCAGAUGGCCAUGCCCCGCGUGGACCUGGAGCCUGUGUCGCUCACAGGCAUUGUGUGCCAGACUUCUGACCCAGAGGAAAUAGGCGUUGAAGGACAUUCCUUCCUGUUGAAACCAGACAUUGACUUAUGCGUAGUGAUGAAGAAGACUACAGAUGUUGCCAUGCUGGUUGUAAUGUUUGGCUGGUUUACGAUGGUCAUCUCCUAUCUGGUUUACUACGUGAGGGCUAAUCAAGAGGACGCCCGCAGACAUCUGGAGUAUCUGAAGUCUUUGCCCAACCGGCAGGGCAGGUCAGAGGAGUCUUCCACCAUAAGCACUGUGGUUUAGCGCUAAUAUAACAACACAUGUUACUGAAAUUGUAUCUCAUAAUGAUGGGGCUUGCGACGCGGCCUGUACUUACACGGCCACCAUCGGUGUCACCCAAGACGGAAACAAGUUCCUGCAGCGGAAGCUCCAGCAUUUGCAACUUGUUCAGAUGAAUAAUUCAUCUUUCAACAGACCAUCAAGACUUUUUUUUCCUUAGUUGAUGGCCUAAGCUAGUAAAAGCAGUGGUGUGUUUCUGGUGAGUAUGGGACACAAAUGGGAUUCAUCCGGUGGUGCGUGCACUUUGAUGCACCAACAGAGACAAGACACAGCUGUAUGAACACCAGAGGAACGAGCUUCAUGUACAAAUGCCUUUUCUAUUAAUAAAAUCCCUAUGAUAUGCACACAAAUGGUUUAAGUGAACUUAAGUUUUGCAUGGACUCUUUUGAACGAGUCUGUUUAUAGAAUUGAGUCCACUUCCUCCUGGAGAGAAAAGCACAGGAAUUCAGUUUUUCAUGAAGGGGCUGUGUGUUUGAUACUAACCCAUCAGGCACAGCAUGUCUAUUAGAUUACUCAUACAUCUAUUGCAGAUAUCUACUGGACAUCUCUGAUUUUAUUACUCUAUAAGAG